GGACACAUGGCGUACACCCAUUUUUCACAUACAUUUCUCCGAUAAUUUAUAGCCUUAAACUUGGACAAUAUUGGCGAGACAGGAAAGGAAAACAAUACACCAAACCCCCUCCCACCUAACCGUUAAGGUCUCAGAGAGCGAGUGAGGAUGUCAACUGCUUCAUUGUGUUCAUCAACUCUUAAUCCCCAGAUUGGUCAGAGCCUUGCGCCUCGGAAAACCAAUUUUUCUCAACCCGGCGCGCUCUCGUAUACAAGGCGAAAAGUUCAUACUGUUGUGAAGGCAACAUCGCGGGUUGAUAAAUUCUCCAAGAGUGAUGUCAUUGUUUCUCCAUCUAUUCUCUCUGCUAAUUUCUCAAAGUUGGGAGAGCAGGUAAAAGCAGUGGAAUUGGCAGGUUGUGAUUGGAUUCAUGUUGAUGUCAUGGAUGGACGUUUUGUUCCAAAUAUUACAAUUGGACCACUUGUCGUUGAUGCCCUGCGUCCUGUGACAGAUCUUCCCUUGGACGUGCAUCUGAUGAUAGUAGAACCUGACCAGCGAGUACCGGACUUUAUUAAGGCUGGAGCAGACAUAGUCAGUGUUCAUUGUGAGCAAUCUUCCACCAUACAUUUGCACCGUACAGUAAAUCAAAUAAAAAGUUUGGGAGUUAAAGCUGGAGUUGUCCUAAAUCCUGCUACCCCUCUAAGUGCGAUUGAGUAUGUCCUUGAUGUCGUUGAUCUGGUCCUGAUUAUGUCGGUGAAUCCUGGCUUUGGUGGACAGAGCUUUAUUGAGAGCCAAGUAAAGAAAAUUUCAGACUUGAGAAGAAUAUGCGCGGAGAAGGGAGUAAACCCAUGGAUUGAGGUGGAUGGUGGAGUUGGUCCGAAAAAUGCAUACAAGGUGAUCGAGGCAGGAGCUAAUGCCUUAGUUGCAGGUUCAGCUGUCUUUGGAGCUAAAGACUAUGCUGAGGCUAUAAGAGGAAUAAAGACCAGCAAGAAGCCAGUAGCAGUAGCAGUGUGAUUUAUGAGACGGCCAAAAGAUCUGGUUUGGUUCGUUGAGCGACUUGUUCCUUGGAUGCAGAUAUACACAGAAGAGCAGAUGAGAAGCGUACUACUUCCUUCACCAUGUCGUUGCGUAAUGCAGAAUGUGCCAUAACUUGUUCAAUCUAUAAUAAAAGAAGUCAAGGCUGUGCUCAGACUGCUGCCAGGAGAAAAUUGUUUGUACAUCACAUAUCCUUACUGGGAAUUAACGACCUGAAACUUCUGUAGCAUUUCACGAACGGCGUUACUUUUCACACCCCUUUUUUACUUCUCAACCCCCUGUCAGAUUGUCGUUUUAGCUGAUAACAUAUCUAAUCGGCCUUACUUUUCAC
Messenger RNA from Tripterygium wilfordii, 1342 nucleotides. RefSeq names its product ribulose-phosphate 3-epimerase, chloroplastic-like. The transcript has 10 exons. The record is from RefSeq and is a predicted model, not a curated record. Gene Ontology annotation, biological process: pentose-phosphate shunt, non-oxidative branch; carbohydrate metabolic process; pentose-phosphate shunt. Lineage: Eukaryota; Viridiplantae; Streptophyta; Magnoliopsida; Celastrales; Celastraceae. Gene Ontology annotation, cellular component: cytosol. Bases 148 to 990 code for a protein of 280 amino acids. Gene Ontology annotation, molecular function: metal ion binding; D-ribulose-phosphate 3-epimerase activity.